GAUUCAACUGCGAUAGGUUGUGAAAAGCCGUCAUUUGACCACGCAUUCCAUGAAACGUGUCAUGUAUCAUCCUGAACACUGAGCGUAUUCAUCUACCUUGACAAGUGCAAAAGAUUAGUUGCCCAGUAUAGCACAGAAACGUCGUCAAGGUUUUAAGCCAAGCCAAGUCCACAUUGAAGUCCUUCGAGAUUGACGCCGCUAGACUAAUAAGAGCUCCUUAUGUCGGAUUAUGAGUAUCGCGGCCCAGAGCCGCUAAACAGAGAGCCAGAGCUAAAGGAGCUACUGUCAAACUAUAUCACUGUGAAAGACCCUUACGACCGUAAUCACGGACCAAUACCGCAUUUGAAUGUGUCCGAACACAUCGUCGUGGUUGACGGUGCUGUAUCCGAGCGCCUCACGUUGACAAUCAAUCAAUUGAAGAACGAUUUCAACCAACAUGAAGUGCUGUGCGCAUUACAGUGUGCUGGAAAUCGGCGCCAUACCAUGCGUACUAAGAUCAAAGAGGUCCAGGGUAUCGAUUGGCUGGAUGGUGCCGUUAUGAAUUGUGUAUGGAAAGGCCCACGACUACGAGACGUACUUGAAAAAGCCAAAAUUGACGUGACGAUGCGGGAUAAAGAUACAGGAGAGUAUACUGGCUACACGGAGUUUGCUUGUUUCGAGCAAGAGGUCCAAAAGGACCGGUGGUACGGAGGCUCCAUUGAGCUUCAGCGAGCAAUGAAUCCGGAUGCGGAGGUUAUUCUUGCACUCGAAAUGAACGGUAAACCGCUCACUGCUGAGCACGGCGCUCCAGUACGAGCGAUUGUGCCAGGCGUGGCCGGCGCUAGAAGUGUGAAGUGGCUGGACAGAAUAACUGUGCAGCGCGAGCAUAGUAAAAACUUUUACCAGCAGCACGAUUACAAAAUACUCCCCCCCGAGGUCACGGACCAGACCAUCGCGGACGAAUACUGGCAAAAGGUCCCGCCGAUGACGGAUAUGCCUGUCAACUCGAGUAUUGGAGUGCCCGAGGAUGGGGCCGUUGUGAAAGCUGACUCGGAGGGGCUCGUAGAAGUCAGGGGAUACGCUGUUCCCCAUGGCAGCGACGGUCCUGUACAAAGGGUUGAAGUCAGUGGAGAUGGAGGAAAAACCUGGGUUGACGCUGAAUUGGACUUUGGUGGAUAUGGAGACCCUAGGGAUGUUAAGUCGAGGCCUAAGAUAAAGUGGGCGUGGUGUCUAUGGACGGCAAAAGUCAAGGUUCCGCUAGGCAAGGGGCAGCGAAUUGUAAGCCGCGCAACGGAUUGCGGAGGCCAUACUCAGGAAGAGCAGGGUACGUGGAACUUGAGAGGCGUAGCGUAUAAUGGUUGGGGGGAAGUGAGGAACUUGACGGUCAUAUGAUGCUCUCUCAUAUACAUCAGUCUAGUGGGGAAUAUUCAAAUACUUGCCGCGCC
Verruconis gallopava is the source of this 1424-nucleotide messenger RNA. RefSeq lists its product as uncharacterized. NCBI's taxonomy places the organism in Eukaryota, Fungi, Ascomycota, Dothideomycetes, Venturiales, Sympoventuriaceae. Bases 220 to 1371 code for a protein of 383 amino acids. The transcript is spliced from 2 exons. The record is from RefSeq and is a predicted model, not a curated record. Gene Ontology annotation, molecular function: molybdenum ion binding; oxidoreductase activity. Gene Ontology annotation, cellular component: mitochondrion.